UGUCAGGCUGAGGCCAGGCCGGUUUAUACCCAGCUAACUCACGGUGAUUACGUAACACCGCCCCACCGGCGCCUCACAGACAGACCGUUCUUUUUUUAAUUAUUAUUAAUUAGCGGGGUGUUAGCUUAAACCUCAAAAUGGCGCCUUUUCUCCGUUUGUUUUAGUGACAUUGGAGGCGCGUGCCGGUGACAGCAGCCUCGGCUGUCUUACGUAAUAACCUGUAACCUGGUUCCGCCGGUGUCCGCUAACAAACGCACCUUCAGCUGCAGUUAGCCCGCGCCGCGUUUCGGUCCGAGCACGCACGCUUCGGGUUUUUUGCUGCUCCUGCAUCAGCUCUAAGCAUCUCGUCAUCCCAGCAUCAGUUCCUAAGCUGCCUGUGGCUGGAGACACACAAGCCGGAUGAGUGGGCCGACCUUCAUGUCCUCUGGUGAGGUGACUGAAAUAAGCCGCAUCCACUAUGACCUGGAAUACAUGGAGGGCAUCAGCCAGCGCAUGCGGAUACCCGAAACCCUCAAAGUCGGCCCGGAGAGCUCCGCGGGGCGCAUGCAAGCUCAGGAGCCGCCGCCGCCUCAUUCCACUUUGAUGCAAGUUCCUGAGAGAAUUGUUGUUGCAGGCGACGAUGGAGACCUGACGUUUCCUCGUCCCAGGGACCUGGAUCUGAUCCAGUCAGUUCCCCCUGCAGACCUCCUGAACAUGAAGGCGCCGCCUAACGUCCUCACGCUAACGGAACAGCCCCUGGACUCUCUGGAAACAGACCAAACUGCCAACGCCCAAAGAAACUCCAGUAACGCGACCAGCCUCCAUGCUCGGGCCAGAAGGGAACGCAGUGACAAUGUCUCCAGUCGCCACGGCAACCAGAUCAGCAGAGGGGAUGUAAGCGUGACCUCCUCUCCUCACGCGCCUCCUCUCCGUUUGUGUCCUCCCCUCUACUCACCCGAAGACGCCAACAUCAACCUGUUCACCGCCGCCGGGCUGCUGUCCUACAUCCAGUCCACCACUCGCCGUGCGUACCAGCAGGUCCUGGAGGUUCUGGACGAUGGCCACCGCAGGACACACCUGGACUCCACCUUGGACAUAAAUCCAGAUGAGUCGGGAUUGGUUGACGCUUCGUCGCUCCGGCGUCAGAUUGUGAAGCUGAACCGGCGUCUGCAGCUCCUGGAGGAGGAGAACAAAGAGCGCUCCAAGCGAGAGAUGAUCCUGUACUCGGCCACCGUGGCGUUCUGGCUCAUCAACACUUGGAUCUGGUUACGGCGCUAAAGUAGAGAAACGGCAGCAGGAGUCCUGGCUCGUUUGAGGAAAGCUCCUCCAAACUCUCCAGACUGAGAACGGCGGCGGCAGCAGCAGCUCCUUAAACCCACCUUUGAGGGUUUGAGGAGCUGCUGCUGCCGCCGUUUCCAGUCUGGACAUAAAACCGGAUCCUCAGUGUUUUAACAUGAACUGAGCUUUAAGAGCUAAAACCAUCAGGUCAACAUCUGGCGAGCUGAGGUUGGGAGCUGGACUCAAAGCCACCUGUGACGUGGUUGCCAGCGCCUGGUUGUUUUAAAGCAAAAUAAUGCACAGUCCUAGUUUAGGCUGUUCAACACUAGUUAGAGGAGGUCUAGUGUGGUCUGGCAUUCCUGGAGUCUAGCUAACCCGGAUCUGCUGCUGUGUGCUGUAGACCAGAGAUGAAUGGAUGCUGAACUUCCUGGGCCUCACCACAGCAGGUUAAAGGAGGUCUGCUUGUCUUUCUGCAAACAUGAAGAUUCACCUUUUUAUUUUUCAGCGACACUGGACUGAGACAGUAAAGUUUUGCAGCAGGUUGAAAUGGUGAGCAGGUGCAGGAGAUGCUAACCUUCAGUCUGCAGGGCUGUCUGGUUGGGUUUGGACACACUCAGGGUUUUGGUUCCUGGAAACACGCUGACUUUCACCAUCUACACGCAGAAACAAAGACCACUCGGAUCAUGCUAGAGGUGGUUUCUAAAGCAGGGUUUAGUUAGUUUGUUUGUGGUGUUUGGAUGGAGCUGAGUUUCACUACAGCAUCCCAUCCUGUGAAUCUGCUCCCACUGCCAAUUGGACUGCAGCGUGCAGGUCACUGGGCUGGAUGAGUGAAGCCGGCAUGCGGCUGCAUGCGGCGGCAUGCGGCUGCAUGCGGCUGGAGCACCAGGGAGAAGAGAUGAUGCAGCUGCUGCAGCUGCAUCAUCUCUUCUCCCUGGUGCUCCACAGCUUCCUGUUUAUGCUCUUCCUCCUCUGUUGCACAGACCCUCGUCACUCUGCACCGCGGUAAAAACCCGUUGGGGGGGCUUUGCUGAUGCUUUAAAACAAAGCGACAUGUCUGGAGAGCUCCGGCUGCAGCUGCACAGCUGACUCGAUCUGUAAAUAAAGUCCCUCUAGUGUCAAAAAUGGACCUGAAUCUACAGAUGCCAUAACGCUAGCCUGAAUGUAAUGUCACUUCCUCCUUACCUAAACGUUUGUGUAAGUACUUGAAUAAAUUAUUCUUCACAUUUGGGUUUCUUGAGAAUGCUGCUGUUUGUUCCGUCUUUUGCUAGAAAUCAGGUUUUCUUUUGGAUCAGAGGUUUUUGUGAACUUCCUGUUAAAAAUGAAAUAUUUAUUGCCUUUAUGGUGACUUUUGUUUUAGGCCGGUUCGUCGCAUUUGAUGCAACGUUUCCUGUGACCUAUAAGCUGUAUCUGUGUGUGAAUAUUUAUUUUUUGUAAAGUUUGAAACUGUAGUUUGGGUGUUUUGUUGAAUAAAUGUGCUCCUCAGAUCUA
Messenger RNA from Oryzias latipes (Japanese medaka), 2745 nucleotides. Its product is annotated as mitochondrial fission factor homolog A. NCBI's taxonomy places the organism in Eukaryota, Metazoa, Chordata, Actinopteri, Beloniformes, Adrianichthyidae. Gene Ontology annotation, cellular component: mitochondrial outer membrane; peroxisome. The record is from RefSeq and is a predicted model, not a curated record. Gene Ontology annotation, biological process: positive regulation of mitochondrial fission.